Mus caroli (Ryukyu mouse) is the source of this 2897-nucleotide messenger RNA. The record is from RefSeq and is a predicted model, not a curated record. Lineage: Eukaryota; Metazoa; Chordata; Mammalia; Rodentia; Muridae.
AUAAUCUGCUUUGCAAAUACACUUGGUUUUUCUUCUACAUUCACUGAAAACUUGGUCCCAUCUCACUUCACAGAAGGCUUCAUGGAUUAAAGGAAAUACAUCACCUCCCCCUUGCUUCCCACAAGACGUCAUCCCAAGACUUCCAGUGGAUGCAUGAGGCUACAGGAGCUCCAACAGAGCCAGAGGCGACAAGACCACCAGCAGCGAUGACAAAUUGAAGACUUCAAUCAAAGGCGGCGGCCGGCGGCUCGAGCUCGGGCAGCGGCGGCGUCUUCCGGAGUCCCGCGGCGAAGAUGCUCAAAGUCACGGUGCCCUCCUGUCCCUCCUCGCCCUGCUCCUCGGUCACCGCCAGUACUGAGAACCUCGUCCCGGAUUACUGGAUCGACGGCUCUAACCGGGAUCCUCUGGGCGAUUUCUUCGAGGUGGAGUCAGAGCUGGGACGGGGUGCUACAUCCAUUGUGUACAGAUGCAAACAGAAGGGGACCCAGAAGCCCUAUGCUCUCAAAGUGUUAAAGAAAACAGUGGACAAGAAGAUUGUGAGAACAGAAAUAGGAGUUCUCCUGCGUCUCUCACACCCGAACAUCAUAAAACUCAAGGAAAUAUUUGAAACCCCCACAGAAAUCAGCCUGGUCCUUGAGCUGGUCACAGGAGGAGAGCUGUUUGACAGGAUUGUGGAGAAGGGAUACUACAGUGAGCGAGAUGCGGCUGAUGCGGUGAAGCAGAUCCUGGAGGCCGUUGCUUACCUGCAUGAAAAUGGGAUUGUCCAUCGUGAUCUCAAACCAGAGAAUCUUCUCUAUGCAACUCCAGCCCCUGAUGCACCCCUCAAAAUUGCUGAUUUCGGACUUUCAAAAAUUGUGGAACAUCAAGUGCUCAUGAAGACAGUGUGUGGAACCCCAGGGUACUGCGCACCUGAGAUUCUCCGAGGCUGUGCCUAUGGACCUGAGGUGGAUAUGUGGUCUGUAGGAAUAAUCACCUACAUCCUACUUUGUGGAUUUGAACCAUUCUAUGAUGAGCGAGGUGAUCAGUUCAUGUUCAGGAGAAUACUGAAUUGUGAAUAUUACUUUAUCUCCCCCUGGUGGGAUGAAGUGUCUUUAAAUGCCAAGGACUUGGUCAAAAAGCUCAUUGUUUUGGAUCCCAAGAAACGGCUGACUACAUUUCAAGCCCUCCAACACCCAUGGGUCACAGGUAAAGCGGCCAACUUUGUCCACAUGGACACUGCUCAGAAGAAACUUCAAGAAUUCAAUGCUCGGCGCAAGCUUAAGGCGGCAGUGAAGGCUGUGGUGGCCUCUUCUCGGCUGGGAAGUGCCAGCAGUAGCCACACCAGCAUCCAGGAGAACCACAAGGCCAGCUCGGAUCCACCUUCAACCCAAGAUGCCAAGGACAGCACAGAUCUUCUGGGAAAGAAAAUGCAAAAGGAGGACCAAGUGGCGGCCGAGACUCCAGCCAAUGAGAUGAGGAAGCUGCAGUCCAAGGAGGUGGAGAAAGAUGCAGGUGUAGAAGAGGAGGAGACCUCCAGUAUGGUGCCUCAGGCUCCAGAGGAUGAGCUGGAAACAGAUGACCCAGAGAUGAAGAGGGAUUCAGAGGAGAAGCUGAAGAGUAUGGAGGAAGAAAUGGACCCCAUCACUGAGGAGGAAGCCCCUGACGAGGAACUUGGGGUUCCACAGCAGGAUGCGAUUCAGCCAGAGUACUAAGCUGGUUUCCUUUAGGUCAGGGCCAACCCCAGCAUUUUAUGCACUCUGUCCCUCAGCAAGGCGGGGAAGCAUGAUAUGCACUAUAGUGAUUCUGUUUUGAGGUGCAAAAAAACCCCAUAUAUACCAGUUGGUAACCCUAAUGUCAGUGCAUGUGUUUGCUUUAUGAAAUAAUGGCAUUUUCUAUGGCAUGUAAUGGAUACCUAAUACCGAUGAGUUAAAUUUGAAAUUUCUAGCAAACAACGCAACACUUUAACAUUCUCAGCCUUUGGUGGCACAUAUUGAAGUGAAAUGGCAAACAGACUUUGAAAGCUUAGGCAUCCUACACCCACUAGAAGUCUUCAAAAGAGGGCAAUUCCUUUGAACUCAGCUAAAACCAGCUGGAGUUAGAGGACACAUUCCCAUGACUUUUCAAAUACUUGCAGUGGGAAGGGCCGAGUAGGCCGUUAUGAAAGUAGGCUGAAGAUGGUUAUAAAAGAUAACCUGUAGAGUGUGCAAAAACAUCCAUGUACAGUGUUGAGAAGUUGAAGCAUUCUUACAAGGCUCUGAGUCCACAGUCCUCUUAAGUGUAUGCAGAGAAUGUCUUAUUUUUCUUUAGUAUAAUAUAUAAGAAUACCCAAAAUGUUCAGCAUAAAAUUCUGCCAGUUUACAAUUCUUGGGAAAUUAUUUUUUAAACUGUGCCGCUACUUUCCUCUACCUGCCUUUCCAAUAAAAUGCCCCCCCCCGCCCCCGCAGAGUACAAAACCUAGGAAAGAGGAGAUUUAACUAAAAUGAGAUAGAAUUAGGCUUUGGAUGUACCAAGAUUAACUCCUUUUCAUUUCUCACAAAAAUUUGCAUUUGUGAGCUUAUAUGAUAUUUUGCAUAUGAGAACAUUUUUAUGGAUACACUCCACAAGUAGCAAGUUUCAAACUUUUGGAAAAGUCCAUUGUACAAAUCGAUGCCAAAAUGUCUGAAUCUUAUAACACUGCAUUCAAUGGUUAGAUUACUUAGUACUGAGGUUGUUAGAGUAAGGAAAUGUUAGCACAAGGAAAUGUCCACCUAUGUAUACAUACUGUUCAUUAAAAUUCACUAUGAAAGCUAGGAGUUUUUCCAAUGGAGGGGUUUACACAUUUUAUAAUGUUGAAAUAUGUUGAAUAUACGCCAAGAAAUUUAGCAUAGGGUGAACUUUUUUUUUUUUUGCCUUAAAAAUAAGCAAAACCAAAAAUAAAA